Messenger RNA from Bufo bufo (common toad), 1213 nucleotides. RefSeq names its product zingipain-2-like. Lineage: Eukaryota; Metazoa; Chordata; Amphibia; Anura; Bufonidae. Gene Ontology annotation, cellular component: lysosome. The coding region runs from base 35 to 1021 and encodes 328 amino acids. The transcript is spliced from 8 exons. The record is from RefSeq and is a predicted model, not a curated record. Gene Ontology annotation, biological process: immune response. Gene Ontology annotation, molecular function: cysteine-type endopeptidase activity.
UACUGCAUUCAUAGGUGAAAGCACAUCUUUCAGAAUGCAUCUGAAUAAAAGCCUGUGCUUUUUCGCCACUUUCCUGGUCUGUACCUGGGCUUCUACCUUCUUUGAUCAGGAAUGGAGUUUGUGGAAGACAAAAUACAACAAAGUAUAUUCCUAUAGUAAGGAAGAGUCAUUCCGGAGGAAAGUUUGGGAAGAAAACUGGCAUAAGGUGCAAGAACAUAACAAACUUGCUGACCAAGGCCACUCCAAAUACUGGAUGGCAAUGAAUCAUUUUGCAGACGUGACACGUGAAGAAGUCAAGAGGAGGAGCUGCCUCAUUUCAAAUGGGGCACAACCCAAUGUUCCCAUUCAUAGCUAUGGGUUAAGAGAUAACCUACCUGACCAUGUUGACUGGAGAGAGUCCAAGUGUGUGACAGAUGCCAAGAAUCAAGGGUUAUGUGGAUCAUGUUGGGCUUUUGCAACAGUGGGUGUAGUUGAAUCCCGUAUAUGUAUAAGAGACCAAAAACUGCUUACCCUGAGUGAGCAACAGCUGGUGGACUGUGAUCAUGUAGACCAGGCAUGUUGUGGGGGGCUCCCAGUUAAUGCACUAUCAUACGUAACACAGCACGGAGUCAUGAAAUCUGAAGAUUAUGAAUAUCAAGAAAAGCAAAAUGCCUGUGGAUUUAAAGAUGGUAAAGCAAUAACGCUGAAUCUAACCAAAUACUACAGCCUGCCCGAUGAAGACAGCAUUCUGUCCGCAGUGGCUCUAGAGGGACCCGUGGUUGUUAGCUUCGGGGUUGAGCAGGAUUUCCAGCUAUAUAGCCAUGGAAUAUUUGAUGGGGAGUGUGCAGAAGAGGCUAAUCAUGCAAUUAUUUCUGUGGGUUAUGGCUCUGAAGAGGAUGAGGACGGUGAUAACCAGCCAUACUGGAUAAUAAAAAAUAGCUGGGGUGAUACCUGGGGAGAAAACGGCUUUGCCAAAGUCCAGCGUAAUACCAACAAGUGCUCCUUUGCACAAUACGCAGCCAGUUUUGAUUUCCUGGAGUAAUUAUUGAGUGUCAAUAUUCUAUGACUUCAUUUAUGUAAAGUGAUACCUGUAAAAUAUGAAAUUUAUCUACAUUUCUAUUCAUGUUGAUGUAGUAAAAUUUCAUGGACAGCAUUAUUAAAUCUUUUGCCGCCAUAUAUUUGGAAAUAUAUUUUGCUCACUGCUCUGUAUAAAUAAACUAAAGCUUCUAUUCUG